Molecule: messenger RNA, 1419 nt
Organism: Chanos chanos (milkfish)
Lineage: Eukaryota; Metazoa; Chordata; Actinopteri; Gonorynchiformes; Chanidae
Gene: dnajc22
Product: DnaJ (Hsp40) homolog, subfamily C, member 22
Exons: 4
Coding region: 223-1248 (341 amino acids)
Cellular component (GO): membrane
Source: RefSeq, a predicted model, not a curated record
UGAUGCAAACGCGCAACGAGAUAGCGAGAUUACGGAGGAGCCUUUUGACAAUAAAUUUGGACAAAGAGUUUGUAAUUUAUUUCAUCAUGAAAACGAAUAACUGCCUAAUCGCAAGAGAUGAUGGUAUCCUGACUUUAAAUAUGUGAACAUUCAACGAUAACCCACAUUUCUCCGUUUGCUCUCGUCUGUUCACAGUCAAGGCACUGACCCUCAAAUGACCCCAUGACGAAAAGGCUUGUGGUCACCUAUGCUCUGUGGGCAGUUGGUGGGCCAUUGGGCCUCCACCACCUGUACCUUGGGAGAGACAGCCAUGCUCUCUUGUGGAUGCUCACAAUGGGCGGUUUUGGAAUUGGAUGGAUCAGAGAGUUCUUUCGCCUCCCAUCUUACGUGAGUGAGGCCAAUAAAGAGACAAAGGGAGUAAGAGGCAAACGUCCUGACACUAUCCCACUGGUUAGCCCAACCCGCUUCACUGGUCAGGUUUGUGUGGGGAUUUAUUUUGGGACUGUGGCCUUAAUUGGCCUAAACUCCCUGGAUUUCUUCUACCUUCUUGUAUUGCCACUCUGUGUGGGUGCUGGAGUGCAUCUAGUGUCCUGUGUUGGGGAACAGACGUCUGACCUACAGAAGACCCUCACGGCCUGUAUCAUAACUUCCCCUAUAUUUUAUGGCAGUAAACUCUCCCCUCUGCCCAUCAGCCUUGCUGCCAGCAUCACUGCUUCACAACAUCGCCGAUUCAAGGCUCCUCACCCGGCAGGGACCCCACCAGAACAACUGGGUACCCGGUUAUAUCGCUUGGGUCUGGUUUGGCUGGCUUUCUCUGCACCACUGGCAUUCUGUAUUUUCCACAAUACCACCGCUACUUUGUAUUACAUUUCUGACUGUGUGGCAGCAUUGCUAGACAUGUUCUGGUUCUUUCCCUGGCUCAAAGGGGUUCUGGAGUUCUCUCUGUUGUUACCAUACCGGAUCCUGUGUGCACUAACAGGGGGAGGUCAAGAUGAGGAGAGCUGGAGAAAGGUUCUAGAAAUACUUCUCAACGUGUAUAAUCAAAAAGAGAGGGAAGCACUCAAGGUGUUGUCUGUUUCUGAGGAGGCUUCUCUGGAAGAGAUUACACAGACCUACAAAGAGUUAGUUAAAGUGUGGCAUCCAGACCAUAACCCUACACAGCAACAAGAAUCAGAACAGAUGUUCAUUAAAAUCCAGGAGGCGUAUGAAAUACUGUUAAGAAGACACAGGCCAAAGUCCAGAGAGUGAUUUUCAGUGUACAGUGAAAACUGCUUUCAGCAGUUCAUUAGUAGACAUAUCAAGGUCUCCUCACCUCACUGUAAGACAAACACACUGCUCAUUGCUCAGUGUUUGAUAAUCAUGAUUUGUAUGAAUACAUCAGACAAGGUAUUGAACAUAAAAGCAAUAGCUUUGCAAUAC